Bipolaris oryzae ATCC 44560 is the source of this 204-nucleotide messenger RNA. RefSeq lists its product as uncharacterized. The transcript is spliced from 2 exons. Lineage: Eukaryota; Fungi; Ascomycota; Dothideomycetes; Pleosporales; Pleosporaceae. Bases 1 to 204 code for a protein of 67 amino acids. The record is from RefSeq and is a predicted model, not a curated record.
AUGACGAAAUCAAACGUCGAAGCCGCAAAGCGCGCAGCCGGCCAACAAGCAGCGGUCGAUCACUCCGACGCCAACUCCUCAUACUUCAGCAUUAGCAGCGGCAUAAUAGUUGUGCUACUAAAAGCGAUCAAGGCGCCCGUUGCCGUGUACUUCGGUAUGCAAGAUGACAGUAUCAUGGUCAGGACUGCGGAUGGUGAGCAUUAA